Monascus purpureus is the source of this 2327-nucleotide messenger RNA. Lineage: Eukaryota; Fungi; Ascomycota; Eurotiomycetes; Eurotiales; Aspergillaceae. The record is from the annotation of a GenBank genome assembly.
AAAUUGUUUCUCUACGGAUAGAGCAUUUGCUGUGCUUCAUUCCAAUACUCAAGCCUCCAUCAUACCUUUCUGACCUUGCCUUGACGCUGGGUUUCACAAAUUGUCAUUCACUGACCGCUAUCUGAGUGCUGCGACGGCAACGCAGAUCUCAAAGCUCCAGAUCAACACUGCUAACAUUGGGCACGAAGGGCCACUUUUCUAAGUCCUGGCCGGUUGCACGUUCUAAUCUAAUAAACGUAUCGCAACUGCAUAGUGCCUUAAAUAUUCCUUCGUCUAGGUCUAAUCGUGCUGUUCCCAGCCCAACGGUCCUACAGAUAGCCUGCGUUGGCGCCUGAUAACGUGUACCGUCCAGAUGGUUUCCUUUUCCUGUGAGGGGUGUGGUGAUGUUCUCACCAAGAAGAAGCUCGACCCCCAUCGCAAUCGCUGCAGGGGCGCAUCAUUCACCUGCAUUGAUUGCAUGACCCAUUUUCAAGGGACGCAGUACAGGUCGCAUACGGUAUGAAUUGGUUUUCGGUUUUCUUUUUCUCUCUGGUACUUGGUCAUUCGGGCGAUAGUAAUGUGAGCUGUCUGGGCAAUUGAUGACUCGAACAGUCUGGCUAUGUCUACACUGUUGCCUGUGAGAUGCUUUGGAUGGAGAAUGAUCGUGGAUGUUGCCAUUGAAUUAUGCUUUUGUUGGUCAUUCUUUCGUGGUUUGGACCCGAAUGUUUUGCGACUGGACGAAGACUAACAAUGGCGGCCCGUUCAACCGGGCUUGUUUUUAAUCCCUGUAGUCAUGUAUGACCGAAGCGCAAAAGUACGAAGGGGCGUUAUAUAAAGAGAAGCCAUCCAAGAACCAGCGUAAAGGCAAGGAUGAUUCCAAGCAGAACCCGAACACCGUCUCCAACAACGCUGCUCAGCAACAGCCGCGGCCUGCCAAAGACGCUCCUAAUGCAGUUGAUUCUCAAAGCAACGCCCCUCCGCCUGGGAACACCGGGGAAAAUGGUCAACUGCCGGUUAACGUGUUCGACUAUCUCGUUACUGGGGACACCCCGAACGCGUCUCGAGUAUCACUUUCUAGCGCUAAGGAACCGAUGAAAAUGGUGGACGAUGCACCUUCUUUGUUUGGGGCUAGCAAGGCUCUCGCCCAAGCAGGGAACGAGGGCGAUGAUGAAGAGAGGCUUGACGAUAACGACUACCAGGAGAAUGGCUACACAUACGGCACAGGCCCCGUUAAACAGUCAACGUACUCGAAGACGUCCAAUGUCUCAACGGAAUUUUUGACUCCAGCGCCCAAGGAGAAGAAGAGUCAUACCAGAAUGAAGGGGAAAGAGGAUAAUCACAAGGCAGAGGGUCUUACCAGCGACAAGAAACGAAAGCGCAAUGUGGAAGAUGUUGACAUGGGUGGAACAGACUCUCGAUAUGAGGAAGACGCUUCCAUGAUGGAUGCGCCCUCUAGCGUCGUGAAUAAUCCAGGAACGCCAGUCCUCCAUUCUGGACUUACAGGUGGAUUGGAGCGCAUACUCAGAAUACCUUCGCCGGGCGGCGGAGAUGAGACUAAUGGCGCACACCACCGAGAUACCUCAUCCCCCAUCAAACGCAGCCGUCGCAGUGAUAAAGAGAAAAACCGUGCGGAACGCAUUGUGUCGACUGUAUUUGGCCUACCUGGGUCCCGGAACGAGGUUACCUCCAAGGCACUGAUACGCAGUCGUCGAAGCUCCGCCGACGCCAACGAGGGCCGGAAACUCAAGAAGUCACAUCGCAGCCACCAUGAUAACGCCGAAGGCGGUAAAACUUCCCGGAAAUCCAGCGAAGGGGAUCGUUCAUCCCGUCGGUCUAAGCAACUCGAGUACCCGCGCGACUCUGACGCCCAUGACGGUGAAAUGAUCCUUUAUCAUCACCCCAAUGUCGACGAGGAGCAGCAGUACCAACUGGCCAGCGAAUUUCUGUCACUGGUGACCAAGGGGCCGGAGAGUGGACGGGGUAUGUCCGUCCAUAAGACCUUGAAGAGACUCCAUGCCCGGCAGAGUCAGGAUGUGGACCGCGAGCGACAAUUCGAAGAAGAUAGGCAGAUGUGGCGCGCCUUGAGGUUGAAGCGGAAUGAACGGGGUGAAGUUGUCCUUUUUCUGUAGGGGUGUUUUUAGAGCUUGUUCUUAUAUGUUUGUGGGGAGCUAGGGUUUGUUGCUCUGUUUUAUUGUUUUCUUUUCUCUGGUCUUCUUAUUCUGAUAUUUGCAUAGCGAUAUUUGUUCGGUAGGAAUAUUGAGCUGUGUGUUUUGCAAGGGUCUACGUCUUUUUUGAGUGAUAUAUUAUGACUUUCUAUAACUUGAUCCCAUAGCUUAGUAUCGUAAUUG